Messenger RNA from Talaromyces atroroseus, 2289 nucleotides. RefSeq lists its product as hypothetical. Gene Ontology annotation, biological process: DNA-templated transcription; positive regulation of transcription by RNA polymerase II. Bases 1 to 2289 code for a protein of 762 amino acids. Gene Ontology annotation, molecular function: sequence-specific DNA binding; DNA-binding transcription factor activity, RNA polymerase II-specific; zinc ion binding. Lineage: Eukaryota; Fungi; Ascomycota; Eurotiomycetes; Eurotiales; Trichocomaceae. The transcript is spliced from 7 exons. The record is from RefSeq and is a predicted model, not a curated record.
AUGAGUAUGGCGCGCCGGGUCUCCCAUCCGGCGAAGCGCGCCAAAAUGGGCGAACGGACCAUGCUGGCUUGCACAAACUGCAAGCAGCGCAAACUAAAGUGCGAUGGGAGAAGCCCAAAGUGCAGCAAUUGCACUAGAACGGACCGAGACUGCUUGGUAGAAGACCCGGCUACGGGCUUGCACCGCCCGCGGGAUUACGUGCAAUCUCUCGAGGCACGAGUGGCUUAUCUGGAAGGCCUUCUACAAGGAGUACGACCCGAGGUGGCUGUUGAUCACUUUGCAGGCAUUGACCGCUCUCAACAGUCCCAACAGGCCGAUGGAGGGGUUUUGGACUCUGCUGGUGCUCCUGGUGCUACCGCGAAUGCUACAACUGGCCCACAACAGCAGGCCUCAGGAAAUACGCCCAACAAUGAUCUUGAUGAUGUGCGAUCCACCGAUGCUGACGAAGGUGACCUUCUCAGCAACGAAGUAGCACUUCUCUGCCUCAGCGCCGCUGGACGUGAGCCGCAGUACUUCGGCCCUUCAUCUGCUGUUCACUUCUCGCGCAUCGUUAGUAGCACUCUGCGCUUGCCCCGUCGCGGAGCCGGCGCAGCAAGCUCUCAUUAUAGCAACACGAGUGGCUCGGCCACCCGCCACGCCACCGCUCGCUAUCAGGAGUUCCCUGACCCGGGCAUGAUGGCCAAGCUCUCGGAGGCGUAUUUCAACAACAUUCACCCGCAGUAUCCAUUUCUCCAUCAACCAACCUUUCGGCUCAUGGAACAAGAAUGCUUAGAGGCUAGCCUGCGCAAUGAUGUCGGUGAUGCUAGUGAAACUUCGCUCUUUUUUGUGCUUAUGGUCUACGCAAUUGGCUCUCUGGCACUGGGACAUAGCGAGGUUGAUGCAGCAGAAGGAUAUUACGCCAUGGCCCUCAACAACAUUGCACCCCUUCUGGACAUGGACAAUCUACUGUCGAUACAAGCAAUGCUUUGCUGUGCAGUAUAUUCUGUUCGAUCGCCGGCUGGGGUCAGUCUAUGGAAAAUAUCAGGAAUGGCCAUGCGGCAUUGUAUCGAAUUGGGCUAUCACCGCAGCACAGAGAGGUAUCGCAACUCGGUAGAUACGCUUACCAAGGAGAUCUCCAAGCGUUGUUUUUGGGUCGCUUAUGACAUUGAUCGUGUCGCAUCCUUUAUUCUUGGCCGUCCAGCGGGCAUAUCGGAUGGUGACAUUGACGUUGAGUUACCCUUAGAUAUUGAUGACGAACAUAUAACGCGCGACGGCUUGCUCUGCCCGCCGAGAGAGAACCCUCUCGACCCGCCAACUCAACUUACUGGUGCUCUCCAUUCCAUCAAGCUUCGACGACUAUGGUCGAAGUUCAACGACAAUUUAUAUUCCCAUCAUGGUGGUGACGGCGGCAGAACCUCAAACGGACUUGCGGUGGAGGCUUUGCGUCAGGAAUUAGAAGAGUGGCGUGCCACAUCUCCAGAUAAACUGGAUAAUCUUCAUGCUCGCCCACUGUCAGUGUUUGCCUCAAAUGACUGGUUUCAGCUGGCCUACGGCUACUCCAUUUUACUUCUCUAUCGGCACUACAUCAUCGACAGUCCUGACCCCACCGCCCAGGCGCCGAGCCCUUUGAUACAGGAAAACGGUGAGCCGGACGUCCGUGACCGCGCAUUUGAGAUCUGCUCAACGCAUGCACGGCAGAUGUGCCUCAUGUACCGACGCCUAUACCAGUCACAACACUCGCAGAUUCAAUUUACGUGGGGCAGCCUGCAUAUUCUGUUCCUAAGUGGACUGACGUACCUCUACUGUCUAUGGAAGUCCCCUUACAUUCGUAAGCGCACGCCACAGAGCAUCGUCAUUAACACAUGCAUGGCGUGCACGACGGUUCUCAUCAUCAUCGCCGAACGCUGGAAUGAGGCGAGCUCUUACCGUGACAUCUUCGAGCUGCUCUCAGAGAGCACCAUCACUAUGAUCUGUGGCAAUGGCGGGGCCACAGUAAGCGGUGGUGAGAGUUCGGAGCUGGCGGCCCUGACAAGUCUGAUGACUGGCGGCGGUACUUAUCUAUCUGGUGGCCUUGGUGGAAAUGCAAGUGGUAGCGGAAAUAUUCCUGGGAAUAUGCACGAUACGUCUACAACUACUGAUGGGCCCGGAGGAAAUCCAGAACAGGUUGGAGGACCUGACAUGCCUUUGCAAGACUGGAUUAUGGCCUUGGACUAUGUUGCUGCCCCCGGAGAUUCACAAUGGUUGGCCCAGGAGCUACUUCAGGGCAUCAGAGAUUUCGAAGCAGAGACGAACGUUACUUCGCUGAAUUGA